GAAUAGACGCUGAUAUCUGUGUUUUGAGCUCUCAACGAAUUCCCCUCUUGCAGUUCCCAUUGAUUUUCUUUCCUCUGCGAAAUCCGGCGGAAAAAUGAGCGGUACCGUCAAGAAAGUGACCGAUGUUGCCUUCAAAGCAUCCAAGAACAUCGAUUGGGAUGGCAUGGCCAAGCUUUUGGUCUCCGAUGAGGCUCGCAAGGAGUUCUCAUCCCUUCGCCGAGCCUUCGAGGAGGUUAACUCAUCUCUCCAGACCAAGUUCAGCCAGGAACCAGAGCCCAUAGACUGGGAAUAUUACAGAAAGGGAAUUGGAUCCCGCUUGGUGGACAUGUACAAAGAGGCUUAUGACAGCAUUGAGGUCCCCAAAUUUGUAGACACAGUGACUCCGCAGUACAAACCUAAAUUUGAUGCGUUGCUGGUAGAAUUGAAGGAAGCUGAAGUGAAAUCCCUGAAGGAGUCUGAGCGGUUGGAGAAGGAGAUUGUUGAAGUUCAAGAAAUGAAGAAAAAGAUCAGCACCAUGACUGCUGACGAGUACUUCGAGAAGCAUCCUGAGCUGAGGAAGAAAUUCGACGAUGAAAUCCGAAACGACUACUGGGGCUAUUGACCGCAAAUUACUGGUUGAAGCGCCAAAGUUUCACAAUUUAAUUUCGUAAAUCUUCCGGGUCUUGUUUUGCUGCAGCUGUUUGGUCAGUAAUAAAACAAACAAGAUAGUUCUCCUCCAAUUUGGGUGCAUUUGCUUUCCAAAUCACGUUGACAAAAUUGAUUAGAAAGACUGAGAUUUUCCUUGAGAUGAUGUUGUGAGAGUUCCAAAUCACUCGUGGUACAUUAUCAUAGCAAAUGCAUUUUUUUAUAAUGAGAUUAUUGUGUUAUUUCAGCAA
Messenger RNA from Cucurbita pepo subsp. pepo (vegetable marrow), 875 nucleotides. RefSeq names its product ATP synthase subunit d, mitochondrial. Gene Ontology annotation, biological process: proton motive force-driven ATP synthesis. Gene Ontology annotation, molecular function: proton transmembrane transporter activity. Lineage: Eukaryota; Viridiplantae; Streptophyta; Magnoliopsida; Cucurbitales; Cucurbitaceae. The record is from RefSeq and is a predicted model, not a curated record.